Seminavis robusta is the source of this 2394-nucleotide messenger RNA. The record is from the annotation of a GenBank genome assembly. NCBI's taxonomy places the organism in Eukaryota, Bacillariophyta, Bacillariophyceae, Naviculales, Naviculaceae.
AUGACAUGUGAGGAUGACAAAGUAGUGCUGACGGACUUUCAAGCGAAGAAGCUUACAGCGUUGGAGCAAAUACGCAGCCGCAAGUUUCUUGCUGCCUUCCAGUCCAUUCGAGACUUGGUUGUUAUGGCGGAAGAAGAGGAAGAGGAGGAGACGUAUUUCCGCACAAGUCGAAAGGUAGACCAAGCAUUGCAACGGUUUACAAGUGAAGCCUUUGUUGCUCCUUACGAGGGAGCUGCCGCUAGGAGGAGAAUUAUGCUGGGCAUGGACGCCGUAGCAUUGCAACUAUCAUCCAACCUGGCACCUCCUUACGAUACUGUUCCCAAGCGAGUGUAUCUGAAUGCCUUGCGGGCUCUGACUGUCAUGAACGAAAUGCAACAAUCUGCUGGUUAUGGUGGAAAUGCGACAACUUCCUUGGGCGCCGAUUCAACCUACUCGCCGUUUCGGAUUUUGCAAAGGCUUGUCACGGGUGUAGGGAUCCGAAGGAAGGAAGCAGGAUCUUGUACAGCCUACUCCAAUGAAAGCAUUCAAGAAAAAGACUUCAAUAUGGUCCUAAACUCCUUCUCCAACAUGGGAAGAAUGGAUAUGGCACACAAAAUUGUAGCCUUGCAAGAACGAACCGAAAAUGCCCCUCCGUUAUCACCGGUAGGCUAUUCGAUCCUCGUCAAGGGAUAUGGACGACGCGGAGAUCUUCGCAAUGUGGAUAUGAUUGUCGCGCACGCCAAAGCAAAUGGCAUUGUUCCUGAUAGAAUCAUGCUGAACAGUUUGAUUGAUGCUUAUGUGAAUUGCAAUGCCAUGGACAAGGCCAAGACGCUGUUUGAUUGCAUGGCCAAGGGCGGGUCGUCCAGUCACCGUGGCACUCUGAAAUGGGUCAGGAACCCCGAUUCUGGUGAAGUGCCAAGACCAAAUCAGCGGACCUACAAUACCAUUCUCAAAGGUUUGGCUAAAUCGGGUUCACUGAAGGAGGUCUUGUCCAUGUCUCAAAAAAUGGAGAUGAAACGAUUGUGGGACGAUGUUACAACCAACACACUCGUCCAUGCAGCUGUCCUCAACGGCAAUUUUGACCUUGCAGAAGCUGUCCUGGAUCGGCACACUUCAUCGGCAAAUGCAAGGGCAAACCGGGGGCGUCGGAGGAACGAGCAUCCCAAUGUUGAAGCUUACACGGAACUACUUGAUGGCUACUCCAAAGCCUCUCAACUGAACAAUGCGUUGCAAGUCAUGCAAACAAUGAAGGAUCGUGGUGUAGAGCCAAACGAAUUCACUUACACUUGUCUAAUCGCAGCAUUUGCUCGUCACGGCCAAGUAGACAAAGCUAAGAAGACGAUUCGAUACAUGACAACAACAGGCGGACUAAAACCUACGGCCGUAACCUACAACGCGUUCAUAUCAGCGCUCUUGUCGCUUCCAGAAGGACAGCAAGAUGAGCGGGAUGAUGAUCAGUGCAGCAGGGCCGUCUUGCCCGCGCCUACGGACGACCAAGUAGAUGAAGCCAUUGGCAUCUUCUACGACAUGAUGAGGUCGGGAAUCCGGCCAAAUGAUGUAACUCUUGCGACAUUGAUUAUCGCAUUGGGGCGAUGCCGACCAGCACCGCGGAUCGAAGAAGCGAAAGAGUUGGUGGGAAAGCUGGAAAAGAACGGAAUUGUCUCAUACAAAAACAACCACAAAGUUGUGACCGCCCUUGUCCAGUCAUGUGGGCUUUCGGGCGACAUCAACGGCGCUCUUGAUUGGUUUCGAAUGUUAAAGAGGCCCGACUUGGUCGCCGUGAAUGCAUUUCUUGACGCAUGUUGUCGUUGCGGGUAUGAGGACGUCGCGAUGAAAACCUUUAGACACUUCUUUGGACCGGGUGACGGCGGCAGUUCAGCCAUCCUGCAGCCAAGUGUCAUUUCUUUCUCAAUUCUCAUCCGUGCCCUAUUGAAGAAGGAUACCGUCCCUGCGUCUGAGGAUGCUCAGAUUCUCUACAUUGAGAUGAAAGAUGCCCAGAAAUUAUUUCCGGAUCAAGCAAUGGUUGACUUGGUUUUGAAGACCGUUAUCCGUACCGGCAAGCUUCAGAAGAAAGACGUACCCCUUGUUGCAAGCAUUGUACGUGACGCGAAGGAAUUGGAGUGGAGACCAGGCCAGCUAGAACGGCGCCGAAGGGCCAUCAAAGCGGUUCUUUCCAGCAGGUCUAGGCUGUUGAGCGUUUGGAACGACGAAGACGAUGACAUCCUGCUACGUGAAAUCAAAUCGGAAGAUACGCUAUUGAAACGAAAAGGUUGGAACAAGGUGGACUCUGGUUUUCGUUUGUGGGGUGGUGGCAAGAUGGACAUCCAGGUGGAAGGUGAAAAUGAUCGUCCGGUUGAUGAGUUCCUCGAAUCCAAGGGAUGGAAUGAUAUGGAGUCAGGAUUUCGAAUAUUCUAG